Cyprinus carpio (common carp) is the source of this 2192-nucleotide messenger RNA. It is a transcript of the gene akap1a, whose product is annotated as A kinase (PRKA) anchor protein 1a. The coding region runs from base 1077 to 1826 and encodes 249 amino acids. The transcript has 4 exons. NCBI's taxonomy places the organism in Eukaryota, Metazoa, Chordata, Actinopteri, Cypriniformes, Cyprinidae. The record is from RefSeq and is a predicted model, not a curated record.
CUUACUUGGUAGUCUAUGGGACAGUCACAGGCCUCCUGGUUUUCAUCCAAAAUAUCAAGUGAUUAAUGAUUAAUGACAAAAUUUUUAUUUUGGGGUAAAGUAUCCCUUUAAGACUGUACCAUCCGGUUUUGAGUUUGUGUACUGCAACAAGUUUUCUUUACUGGUCAUGUACAGUAAAUGUUAUGCCCUAUGUGCUGAUGUUUGUAUUUUUGUUCUAUUUUUCUCUCAAAUGAAAUCCAAGCUUGAAAUCUUUUACCGUUACCCCAUACAAUGGUGCCAUUUUGACUCUUAGACGUGUUGAAAUCUGUGUAUGGGGGUGACAAUUUAGUUUUUUUCUGUUUUACUAAUUGUUGCUUUCAUAUUGGUACGUCUUAAUGUGAGAAAGGUCAAAGGUUGAACAUGGGUUUAGUAAUGGCAGAGAUUGUUGGAUGUUUCAAACACUAUAGUGGAUUUUUUUCUCUUUCGGUACUUGAGGUUAUGCAAACUUUUACAUAAUUGUUCUCUUUUGUUUCUUUUUUUUAUGCUGAUAGCUUCACCUCUGUAAAUAUUUUUUGUGUAAAAACUACACUGUAAAUACAAGUGACUAUGAUAUAUUAUUUUGCUUUUUGUAAAGCAGUUAAUUACUGAAUAUGUACAACAUAAAAUAUGAAUUAUUGUCAAUCAAUCAUGUUCACGGCAUUAUGUCAAUUAACAUGGAAGAAAUAUUAAGGGUUGCACUGAAGAUUGAAAUCUUUGUGUCUUCUGGACCCUCUGUAUAAAAUAUUAUUGUUAUCAUCUGAUUUCAUAUUUACAGAUGUAACAUUAAAUUAAAUUAUUUAACAAACGAUGAUUUGUGAUCAAACAUUAAUUGGCGAACCCCCUUUGUAAUUAUGUAGCUACUAACUCCUGUAGAUAAUAUAUUUUUUCAUUUGCAUCGAAAUACAUAUAAUCAAAAUACAUUACAAUCAAGAUUUUGAUUUUGUGAGUUAAAUUUAACGUAAUUAGAUCACCUGAUUGCUGUCACGAACACACGUGCGCUCCCGUGACGUCACGCACACGCCAGCGCCACUGAACCUCGUGGGAUCAGUGGAAAGAGGAUGCUGCUGUCGUUUAGGCCGGUGAUCUCCGUCUCUGUGCUAACUCUGCUGGGCUGGUGCUGGUACAGCUUUAGUAGGAGGAGGACAACGAUGAAUCCAACACAAGUGAACAUGUGUUGUUCGGCCAGAAGCAGCCCUCUUUACUCCUCCCCUGCUGACUCCAGUAUUUUGGGCGAAAGUGAUCUGAGCAUGGACCACGGCAACUCAGGAUCCUCUGAAAUCAAAAACCUUACCAGCACCUCUUCCAAAACAGGCCUCACCAAGGGAGUUCGACCCGAGCCAGAAGGAGAAGUAUCCAUUUGCUUACCUGAGACUCUCCAAACUGAGCAGGAAAAGGACAACGUUGCUGGUGAAGGUCAUCCAGACUGUGGAGAAGUUAGUGAAGAUGACUCUAGGCUUGAGUCUGAUCUGGUUUGUCUCUCUUCAAAUCACCUUGCCACCGACUCUCACACUUUAACAGAGCAACAGUCAGGUGCUGUCCGCUUGGACAGUCAUAAUGGCAGCAGCCUGACCAUUGAUGGAGGCCUGAACCAGGAGAACCUGGAGAAGAUCAGUUCUGUUCAGGUCCAACAAGUCAUAGAUGCAGCAGCAGAGGACUGGAAAAACCAGGAACCCAGUGAUCCACAUGAGCUUGGAUUUCCGUUUGCUGCUCAAGAAUCAUUCAGCUGUGAUGACAACAGAAGAGUAUGCCUUCAGGAAGCCAGCUCUUUUCAGGGAAAAACUACUCAGCCAUUUAAGAGCUUCUGGUGAUGAUUCUGGAUGUGGUUCCUGCUUCUCAGAAGAUGCAUCCGAUGCAGAAGUGCUGACCAGAGAGUUGUCUGAGGAAGGUCAAGGGUUUGUGAUGAUCCCCACAGAAGCAAACACAGUCAGCAUUGAGAGCAAAAUGACUCCCUGUAUGCUCGAGGUGACAGAAGGAGAGGAGGAGGCCUUGAGAGGUUCAGAUGUUAAAAGCUGCAUUAGUGCUGACACUCAGGUGAGCAGCUUGGCUCCUCCUCCAACCCCACCCAUCAUUAUCUGGGACAUAGAGGUGCCAGCGGUGAGCUCCGCCCACAGACACACCCACAUACUGAAAUUAAGUUGAUUUUAAAUUUCAUGGCAUCAACACAUCUCAAAAAA